Cinclus cinclus is the source of this 1614-nucleotide messenger RNA. It is a transcript of the gene C8H1orf210, whose product is annotated as chromosome 8 C1orf210 homolog. Gene Ontology annotation, molecular function: protein binding. Bases 1 to 1614 code for a protein of 537 amino acids. The transcript has 7 exons. The record is from RefSeq and is a predicted model, not a curated record. Lineage: Eukaryota; Metazoa; Chordata; Aves; Passeriformes; Cinclidae.
AUGUGUGGCUGUGGAGGAGCCCUUUGGCAGCUGGGGAAGAGGGGCCGUCCUGUCCACAUUGCAGAGAGCUCCAAAGUGCUCAUGCUGGCCAUCAGCUUCCUGUUAUUUGAGCAGGCAUGGGAGAUCGGGGAAUGGGGAGCAGGGAAGAGAGCUUGGGGCUCCCUCUUGCUGCAGAGGCAAAGCCAGGAGCAGCCCCUCCCGGUGUCCUGCUGCCACUCGCGCAGCCUCACGGCACCCCAGAGUGCAGCAGGCAGCCCUGGGCACCGAUCACGGGCGGCCACACGGGUGGGAGGUGAUGGGGCGCGGCUGUUAAUGAGUAACUGGCACCGCCACCUUUCACCAGCCCGGGUGGAGCGGAGCGGGGCCGGACGGCAGCGGGGCCGGGUGGGAGCCAGGCCGGGUCCCGGGCGCUGCUGGCUGCGGGGCCGGCUCCUCCUCUGCGUCUGGUCACUGGUGAUGGGACACCCCUGCAGCCUUGACCACCAGGGGCUGGAGGUGAGGAUCCGGGGGAGGAAAAGGAAGGCCCUCUGCAAACUGACCCUGUAUGACAACUGCCCUGUAUGGAAGGACAGGGUGGUGACCACCUGCUGCCUUUCCCAUCUCAGACAGCAGCUCUUUUCCCAGGGAUGGGCUGACUGCAGUGGGAAGAGCCUUCAACAUGCUCCAAGUUCCCUUCCAAGAAACAUCACCAGUUUGGACCUCUCCUUCAACUCCUUGAUUGUGCCCCAUCACAAGACUCUCUUGAAGCAUUUCCCUUCCUUGUAUUCUCUCAACCUCUCCAGCAAUGACAAGCUCACACUGAGCCCAGCAGUCUUUUCCAACCUUGGGGCACUGCGUCUGCUGGACCUGAGCAGCUGCGGCAUCACCUACAUCCACAUGGACACUUUCAAAGGCCUGGGAAACUUGCACACACUGCUUCUAAGAAACAACAGCUUGCAAGGGCUUGAUGUCCCUUUCCUUUUGCCACUGAAGGCUCUUUUCCACCUGGACCUGCGGCACAACGCGCUGGUCUCUGUGGACACUUGGAGCCUGCAGCUGAUGGAGACAGUCCCCCGGGUCCGUCUGGAAGGGAACCCCUGGGUGUGUGACUGCAGUGCACGCCCUCUGCAGCAGUGGCUGCAGCACAGGCAAGCUGUGCAGGUGACCUGUGUGUCGCCCCCAGGGCUGAGGGGCCAGGAGAUUGCAGCUCUGGAUUCCCAGGACCUGAGCUGCCAGAUUAAGCAGCGGUUUGCUCGUGAGCUCAGCACAACACAGCAGAUCACAGUGACUGAGAACAACACCACUGCCCUGCCUGCCGGGAAGGGGGGAAGGAGCUGGCCAUACCUGGUGGGAUUCAUAGUGACAGCAAUUGGCAUCUCCAUCCUGAUCACACUGGCUGCUAAGUGCAAGCUUGUCCACAAGAACUUUGCCAGCUACCGCCACCGGCCACUGCCCGAAAUCAGCUCCAUUGGAGGCAGCCCCAUGGAGGAUAGCAGCAGCUGGGACAGGGGCUCCAUACCUGAUGCUGCUGACCUUCAAGCUGAGGAUGAUGAUGGCUUCAUCGAGGACAACUACAUCCAGCCCAGUGAGCAGCUGCCAACUAAAGAUGAGCGGGAGUUGCAUCGCUCUGUCUGA